GUGGUAGUAAAGGAAAUCGAUAUUACUCACCAUGUCAAAGAAGGCUCUGAGAAGGCUGAUCAGUCGCACUUUGUCCUUUUGAAAGUACUUGGACAAGGUUCUUUUGGAAAGGUGUUUCUGGUUCGAAAAUUGACUCCACCUGACAAUAAUCAGUUGUAUGCAAUGAAAGUCCUUAAAAAGGCUACACUGAAAGUAAGAGACCGUGUAAGAACCAAAAUGGAACGUGAUAUUUUGGCUGAAGUGCACCACCCAUUUGUAGUGAGGCUUCAUUAUGCAUUCCAGACAGAGGGCAAACUUUAUUUGAUCUUGGACUUUUUGCGUGGUGGAGACCUCUUUACUCGUCUUUCAAAGGAGGUCAUGUUUACCGAGGAGGAUGUCAAAUUUUACCUGGCUGAGCUGGCACUAGGCCUUGAUCACCUGCAUAGCUUGGGGAUUAUCUAUCGUGACCUCAAGCCUGAGAACAUUUUGCUGGAUGAGGAAGGUCACAUCAAGUUAACAGAUUUUGGACUAAGUAAAGAGUCAAUAGAUCAUGAGAAGAAAGCAUACUCGUUCUGUGGGACAGUGGAGUACAUGGCACCAGAGGUUGUGAAUCGGCAGGGACAUUCCCACAGUGCAGACUGGUGGUCUUAUGGCGUGCUUAUGUUUGAAAUGCUUACAGGGUCCUUACCAUUCCAGGGAAAAGAUCGAAAAGAAACAAUGACACUAAUCUUAAAAGCCAAAUUGGGAAUGCCCCAGUUCCUAAGCAGUGAAGCACAGGGCUUGUUGCGUUCGCUCUUCAAAAGAAACCCUGCUAACAGGCUUGGAUCUGGCGUAGAUGGAGCAGAAGAGAUAAAACGUCACCCAUUCUUCUCUACCAUAGACUGGAAUAAAUUGUACCGCAGAGAGAUUAGCCCUCCCUUCAAACCUGCUGUCUCUCAGCCAGAAGACACCUAUUACUUUGACACAGAAUUCACCUCACGCACUCCAAAAGAUUCUCCUGGAAUACCCCCCAGUGCAGGAGCUCAUCAGCUCUUCCGUGGAUUUAGCUUUGUGGCUCCUCCUUUUGGUGGAGAAGACAGACCAUCUUCUACCUCUCCUUCACUAGCUGUACCAAAGAUGCUCAAUAAGAACAUUGCAUUUGCUGACGUGUACACGCUGCGAGAGUCUAUUGGUGUGGGGUCAUACUCUGUGUGCAAGCGUUGUGUUCACAAGGGAACCAAUAUGGAAUAUGCUGUGAAGAUAAUUGACAAGUCCAAGAGGGAUCCAUCAGAAGAAAUAGAGAUUCUUCGCCGAUAUGGUCAGCAUCCAAACAUCAUCACACUAAAGGAUGUAUAUGAAGAAGGGAAUUCUAUCUACCUUGUGACCGACCUUUUGAGAGGUGGAGAACUACUAGACAAGAUUUUACGUCAGAAAUUUUUCUCUGAGAGAGAGGCCUGUGCUGUUCUCCUUACAAUUUGCAAGACUGUGGAAUAUCUGCACUCACAAGGCGUUGUUCACAGGGAUCUAAAGCCAAGCAACAUUCUAUAUGUUGAUGAGUCUGGAAAUCCGGAAUCCAUACGAAUUUGCGAUUUUGGGUUCGCAAAACAGCUGCGGGCGGAAAAUGGAUUACUAAUGACCCCUUGUUACACAGCCAACUUUGUGGCCCCAGAGGUAUUGAAGAGGCAGGGAUAUGACGAAGGAUGUGACAUUUGGAGUCUGGGAAUCCUUCUCUAUACAAUGCUGGCAGGAUAUACACCAUUUGCCAAUGGCCCAGAAGACACACCAGAUGAGAUCUUGGCACGGAUUGGCAGUGGAAAGUUUACCUUGAAAGGGGGUAACUGGAACACCGUGUCGGACUCUGCAAAGGACUUGGUUUCGCGCAUGCUGCAUGUGGAUCCCCACUGCCGGCUCACUGCCCGUCAAGUUCUGCACCAUGAAUGGAUCACAAAACGAGACUUACUACCUCAGAGCCAUCUUAACCGGCAAGAUGCACAGUUGGUAAAGGGAGCUAUGGCUGCCACAUACUCUGCCUUAAACAGCUCUAAGCCAACUCCACAGCUGCAACCAAUCAAAUCAUCUAUCCUCGCACAACGCCGUGUCAAGAAACUUCCUUCCACCACUCUCUAG
This is a messenger RNA of Staurois parvus, 2085 nucleotides long. The record is from the annotation of a GenBank genome assembly. Lineage: Eukaryota; Metazoa; Chordata; Amphibia; Anura; Ranidae.